AUGUGGUGGAGUUGUAUGUUGUACGUGGUGAGGGAGUCGUAUGUGGUGGAAGAGUUUUACGUGGUGGGGAAGUUUUACGUGGUGGGGGAGUUGUACGUGGUGGGGGAGUUGUACGUGGUGGGGGAGUUGUAUGUGGUGGAGGAGUUGUACGUAGUGGGGGAGUUGUACGUGGUGGGGGAGUUAUAUGUGGUGGAGGAGUUGUACGUGGACAGACCACACUACACCACAGCAGACCACACUACACCACAGCAGACCACACUACACCACAGCAGACCACACUACACCACAGCAGACCACACUACACCACAGCAGACCACACUACACCACAGCAGACCACACUACACCACAGCAGACCACAACACACCACAGUAG
Messenger RNA from Helobdella robusta, 372 nucleotides. RefSeq lists its product as hypothetical. NCBI's taxonomy places the organism in Eukaryota, Metazoa, Annelida, Clitellata, Rhynchobdellida, Glossiphoniidae. The transcript is spliced from 2 exons. The record is from RefSeq and is a predicted model, not a curated record. Bases 1 to 372 code for a protein of 123 amino acids.